Aureobasidium pullulans EXF-150 is the source of this 1756-nucleotide messenger RNA. Its product is annotated as cytochrome P450. Gene Ontology annotation, molecular function: monooxygenase activity; iron ion binding; oxidoreductase activity, acting on paired donors, with incorporation or reduction of molecular oxygen. The transcript is spliced from 5 exons. The record is from RefSeq and is a predicted model, not a curated record. Bases 1 to 1569 code for a protein of 522 amino acids. Lineage: Eukaryota; Fungi; Ascomycota; Dothideomycetes; Dothideales; Saccotheciaceae.
AUGAUCCUCUUCGCCGAUUAUGCCUGGAUGUUGCACAUGCAUAGAAGACUGCCACCUGGUCCUGUACCUCUGCCCCUAGUUGGAAACACGCACAUGCUUCCAGAGAAUAAACCAUGGAUAUAUUUCGAAGCACUGGCGAAGAAGUUCGACAGCCCAGUCAUAACCUUCUGGAUAGGCCGCAAUCCAACAAUCUGGAUCAAUGAUGCUUGGGCAGCCUCGGAACUUUUGGACAAGAAAGCCGCACUCUAUGCUUCACGACCAAAGAUGCUUGUCUUUGCCGAGCUCAGCGGUGUUGGCCAGUACAAUCUAGUGAACAUGCGCUAUGGCGACCGCUGGCGAGUGCACCGAAAGCUGACACAUCAAGGUGUUGGCUUGCAGCAAGUACGCAAGUAUCGCGGCUUCCAGAAUAACGAAAGCCAGGUUAUGGCGUAUGAUAUACUGCACGAUCCGAAGCGUUUCGUAACCCACAUGGAGCGAUAUGCCACUUCAGUGGUGUCGAUCAUUGGAUUCGGCAGACGUGUGGCCAGUAUCUCCGACCCGCUCAUAACGCAAGUACUCGCAAUCAUGCAGCGAGCGGCCGAACUCAAUGUCCCUGGCAAGAGUUUUCCAAUGAUCAUGGAGACUUUCCCAUGGCUGGCGAAGUUCCCAAGAUGCAUCGCGCCUUGGCUCAAGCCUUUCGGAAAAGGUGGUCGCGGCAGCGCAUUCUACUAUGCGUUGGCUGAUGAAGCCAACAGAACGUCGCAUCAAGAGCCCUGUUAUGUCAAGCAACUAUUCAAAGAGGCUCCCAAGUACGACCUCAAUGCGACUGAAAUCGCAUCGCUUACUGGAAAUCUGUUCGGAGCAGGAAGUGACACAUCAAGCUCAACACUGGUCACUUUCGCCUUAGCGUGUUGCGCCUUUCCCGAAACACUUCCUGCUGCUUGGGAAGAACUUGAUCGUGUGGUAGGCCCUGACCGUAGCCCAAGUUGGGAAGACGAGCCGCACCUGCCAUACGUAAAAGCCUUUGUGAAGGAAGUGUUCAGGUGGAGAUCUGUGGCCAUAAUCGGAGGCCAGCCUCAUUCGCCGACCGAAGACGACCAAUGGAACGGAUAUCUCAUCCCGAAGAAUUCCUGGGUACAAGGAAAUACUUGGGCAAUCCAUCACAAUGAGAGAGAGUUUCCAGAGCCAGAUAGAUUCAAUCCUGGGCGUUUCCUCAGCGAUGGCUCGGACUCGCGCCCUUUCCCCAACGACAAGGGGUAUAUGACCUUUGGUUGGGGCAGGCGAGUGUGCAGUGGUCAAGGCCUUGCUGAGCAGGGAACUUUCAUCAGUAUCGCUCGUCUACUCUGGGCGUUCCGGAUCCAAAAGGCAAAAGACGAAACCGGACAAGACAUCCCCGUCGACAUCUUUGCUUACACAAACGGAUUGAAUAUGCGUCCAGAGCCGUUCAACUGCUCAAUCACACCUCGGUCGGAAACAAUUAGGGAGACGAUUGUAGCGGAGGGCAAACAUGCGUUGGCCGAGUUGUCAGUCUACGAUGGCGAGACAAAAUAUACACUGAGUCAGUUCUUCGAGAAACCCAACGUGGGUUAAUAUGUUUCGUAAAUAGCUCAUGUAGUAGAGUAGAGUGGGAGGUAUUUUCCAGAUCCGAUAGAUUAUGCGUCGAGGAUCUUGAGCAUUUCUUGGACCGAGUGGCACUUUUCUCUUUCCUUGCCUUUGGCUUGUCCUCUUCUCUUCUCCUCUUUGUCAAUCUUCAGCCAGUCUUCCCAGCCAAUGCUUC